Messenger RNA from Dendroctonus ponderosae (mountain pine beetle), 1403 nucleotides. RefSeq lists its product as uncharacterized. The record is from RefSeq and is a predicted model, not a curated record. Lineage: Eukaryota; Metazoa; Arthropoda; Insecta; Coleoptera; Curculionidae. Bases 117 to 1328 code for a protein of 403 amino acids. The transcript has 3 exons.
AAACGCUAAUUAAACAUUUGAUUAUGUUCCCCACUCGGUCGAUUUUCGAGUAAAAUAAGUAAAAUCUGUCGCAGUUAGUUGGUGAUGUGAAUUCGCGUGUAGUGAAAAUUGAAAAGAUGUCGGAGAACGAAUCGGUGUAUCGUCGCCUAUGUAAUAUUUUGCCGUCCUUACGAUCAGAGUAUCAGCAUUACACCCUGCAAAUUGAUCGCAAUGGAACAAUAACGACGCGACUCCUUUCGGAGUUUUUCACUGGCACAUUGACCAAUAAAGACAGCGGAGAGGUCACUCAUAUUGUCAUUAAAGUGGUUCCAGCGUUCAGCUUUAUCAAAAGCUAUGAGGAAAUCUAUAGAAACGAAGUCUACCUGUACUCGCAAAUCUUCGACGAGUUGAACAAGUUCCAAAAGCAAAAAGAAGUGAAAGACCCUAUUACGAAUCUACCGAACUACUUGGGCGGUCAUUCGAGUGCCAACAAAGAAUUCAUUGUCCUAGAAAAUCUUAGCAUCGCCGGCUACAAGCUGUACCACGGAAACGAAUGCUUGACACCUGAACAUUUAGAAACGAUUUUCAAAACAUAUGCCAGAUUCCAUGCGUUGUCGUUUGUCUACAAGCACGAAUAUCCAGACCGGUUUCAACAGAUGGCCAACGAGCUGGUGGACAUUGUCAAAUUGCUGAAUGGAAAGGAGUUGGCGCAACCGAUCGCAACUGCAUAUUCAGCUGCAGUUAACAGCUUCAACGCUGCUGCUGAUGCGGAGAUCAUCAAAAAAUUGAGGGAUGUUUCAAAUAUUCGAGAGGUUGCCGCUACAGGUCGUGCCUACGAUGGAGACUAUGCAUGUUUGAUACAUGGAAAUUGCUCAAUGAAUAAUUUGAUGUUCAAAUAUUCGAAAUCCGGAGACCUGGAACACAUCAAGAUGAUCGACUUUCAAUUGGCUUACAUCAGCACGCCAGUGCAUGAUCUUUCCUACAUUUUCUACUCGGGGGCAUCGAAGGCUGAUAUGGAUAAACUGGACUACUAUUUGGAUUUAUAUUACAAUACUUUCGCGUCGUUCGUUUUGGAGCUUGGAGCCAACCCAAAGGAGAUUUAUCCUUACGAAGCUUUGAAGAGCGAGUGGAAAAAAUAUUCAGUGAUCGGCAUCGCUUUUGGGAUUAUCGGUUGGGUGAAGAAACUGAUGAACAGAGAUGAAGUUGUGAACAUGUACAACCAAAACAUGCCCCGCGAUAUUCGCAUAGACUCUUUUCGGAGGCAAAUGUUGGAAAUCUGCAAUGGAAAACCCUUCACAGAACAGGCCAACGCUAUAUGUCGACAUGCUGUGGAAUAUGGAAUUUUUUAAAUCCUUGUGAUGCUUUUUUGCAGGAGUGUUCGCGUGUUGUAAACGAUAUUUAUAGUAAAUAGCUUAUUAGGGAAA